This is a messenger RNA of Musca vetustissima, 1938 nucleotides long. RefSeq names its product heat shock 70 kDa protein cognate 2 (gene Hsc70-2). The transcript is spliced from 3 exons. Gene Ontology annotation, biological process: protein refolding; cellular response to unfolded protein. Gene Ontology annotation, molecular function: ATP binding; ATP-dependent protein folding chaperone; ATP hydrolysis activity. Gene Ontology annotation, cellular component: cytoplasm. Bases 21 to 1937 code for a protein of 638 amino acids. Lineage: Eukaryota; Metazoa; Arthropoda; Insecta; Diptera; Muscidae. The record is from RefSeq and is a predicted model, not a curated record.
AAAAAAAAACAAACAGAACAAUGGUGAAGGCUCCUGCAAUUGGUAUCGAUUUGGGCACCACCUACUCCUGUGUCGGUGUCUGGCAGCAUAACAAAGUUGAGAUCAUUGCUAAUGAUCAGGGUAAUCGUACAACGCCCAGUUAUGUGGCCUUCAACGAUACGGAACGUUUGAUUGGUGAUGCUGCCAAAAAUCAGGUGGCAAUGAAUGCCAGAAACACCGUCUUCGAUGCGAAACGUUUGAUUGGUCGCAAAUUUGAUGAUGCCAAAAUUCAGGAGGAUAUGAAACAUUGGCCCUUCCAGGUGAUCAAUGAUUGUGGCAAACCAAAAAUCGAAGUUGAAUUCAAGGGUGAGCGUAAACGUUUUGCUCCCGAAGAGAUCAGUUCCAUGGUGUUGUCAAAAAUGAAGGAAAUUGCCGAAGUGUAUUUGGGUGGCAAGGUUAGCGAUGCCGUCAUCACUGUACCAGCCUAUUUCAAUGAUUCACAACGUCAAGCCACCAAGGAUGCUGGUUCCAUUGCUGGUCUCAAUGUUUUGCGUAUCAUUAACGAACCAACCGCCGCUGCCCUGGCCUAUGGCUUGGACAAAAACCUGAAAGGCGAGAAAAAUGUUUUGAUUUUCGAUUUGGGUGGUGGCACUUUUGAUGUUUCCAUUUUGACCAUUGAUGAGGGUUCUCUGUUCGAAGUUAAAUCCACUGCCGGUGAUACGCAUUUGGGUGGUGAAGAUUUCGAUAAUCGUUUGGUCAACUUCUUUGUUGAGGAAUUUAAGCGUAAACACAAGCGUGACUUGUCCAGCAAUGUCAGGGCCCUGAGACGUUUGCGCACUGCCUGUGAAAGGGCCAAGCGUACUUUGUCUUCCAGCUCGGAGGCCUCUUUGGAAAUUGAUGCUCUUCAUGAGGGUAUUGAUUUCUAUUCGAAAAUCACCAGGGCUCGUUUUGAGGAGUUGAAUAUGGAUUUGUUCCGAUCGACAUUGGUCCCAGUCGAAAAAGCUUUGAAUGAUGCCAAAAUGGAUAAGUCAUCCAUUCAUGAUGUGGUUUUGGUCGGCGGCUCCACUCGCAUUCCCAAAAUUCAAAAAAUGUUGCAGGACUUCUUUGGUGGCAAACAAUUGAAUUUAUCCAUCAAUCCCGAUGAAGCUGUGGCCUAUGGUGCUGCUGUUCAAGCUGCCAUUCUGACUGGGGUUGGUAGCUCUCAGAUUCAAGAUGUCCUGCUGGUCGAUGUUACUCCCUUAUCGUUGGGUAUUGAAACUGCCGGAGGUGUUAUGACCAAAUUGAUUGAACGCAACGCCCGCAUUCCAUGCAAACAGCAACAGACCUUCACCACUUACAGUGACAAUCAAAAUGCCGUUACCAUUCAGGUGUAUGAGGGUGAACGUGCCAUGACCAAGGAUAACAACCUCUUGGGUACUUUCAAUUUAACCGGUAUUCCACCAGCUCCAAGAGGUGUGCCCAAAAUUGAGGUCACCUUUGAUUUGAACGCCGAUGGUAUCUUGAAUGUAUCGGCAAAGGAUAAUAGCACCGGUAAAUCGGAAAAGAUUACCAUUACCAAUGACAAGGGUCGUUUAUCGAAGGCCGAUAUUGAUCGUAUGUUGUCCGAGGCUGAGAAAUACAAGGAUGAAGAUGAAAAGCAACGGCAAAGGGUACAGGCACGCAACAACUUGGAAUCGUAUAUUUUCAGUUGCAAACAGGCCGUUGAAGAAGCCCCUGCUGACAAAUUAACCGAAGCCGACAAGGCCACUGUUCGUGACAAAUGCUCAUCGGAAAUGUCCUGGCUGGAUAAUAACACCUUGGCUGAAAAGGAAGAAUUUGAGGAUCACUUGAAGGACUGCCAACGUGUUUGCGGCCCCAUUAUGACAAAAAUGCAUGGCGGUGGUGGUGCUGCAGCCGGCGGUGCUGGUCAAAAUGCCCAGGGUGGUCGUGGUGGCCCAACCGUUGAAGAAGUUGAUUAAA